Messenger RNA from Chlorella variabilis, 1593 nucleotides. RefSeq lists its product as hypothetical. Lineage: Eukaryota; Viridiplantae; Chlorophyta; Trebouxiophyceae; Chlorellales; Chlorellaceae. Gene Ontology annotation, biological process: mitochondrion organization. Bases 1 to 1593 code for a protein of 530 amino acids. The transcript is spliced from 11 exons. Gene Ontology annotation, molecular function: zinc ion binding; ATP binding; ATP hydrolysis activity. The record is from RefSeq and is a predicted model, not a curated record. Gene Ontology annotation, cellular component: mitochondrion.
AUGUCGCUGCUCGGCGCCGUGGCCCGCUCCGGGCCCGGCAUGAGGGCUGCCCUGGGCAUCGCUGGGGUGGCGCUGGGCACCACAGUGGCGGCAUGCGCCGAUGACACCGCCAAGAUGUUCGAUCCUGAGGCCCUGGAGCGGGGCGCCAAGGCCCUGCGGGAGAUACAGAAGAGCCCGUAUGCCAAAAAGCCGCGACUCAAGCUGCCCCAGCGCCUGUUCCGAGUGCAGGUGUUUGAGCAAAUCAAGUUCCAGGAGGCCACCAAGCAGCAGGAGCUGAAGGCCAAGGAAGCUGAGUUCCAGGCGCAGGCGCAGCAGGCAGCCAUCCAACACGAAAAGGUGCGGUGGGAGGAGCAGCGCAAGUCGAUGCAGCAGGACUCGCAGCAGAAGGCGCAGCUGGCGCAGUACCAGGAUGAGCUGGCCAGGAAGCGCAUGGAGACGGAGCACGAGAAGCAGCGGCAGCGCAACGUGGAGCUGGUGGCGCUGCAGGAGGAGUCUGGCAAGCGCGCGGAGGCGGAGAAGGCGGCGAUCGCGCAGCAGAUUGAGGCUGAGCGGCGCGCCACCGAGAAGUACAAGGCGGCGCUGGAGAAGGAGGUGCAGCGGGAGAAGGCGCUGGCGGAGGCAGAGGGACGGGCGGAGGAGCGGCGGCGCAACAAGGACAUCUACCGAGAGGAGCUGCAGAUCAAGCUGGAGGAGGACCGCAAGCGGCUGGUGGAGGCCAUCAACACCACCUUCUCCAACCUGGGCUCUGCAGCGCUGUCCCUGCUCACCGACCGAGACCGCCUGCUGACCGCGGUGGGCGGCCUCAGCCUGCUGGCGCUGGGCGUGUACUCAGGCCCCCCCGGCACCGGCAAGACCAUGGCCGCCAAGCGGCUGGCGCGCACCAGCGGCAUGGACUACGCAAUCCUGUCGGGAGGAGACGUGGCGCCGCUGGGAGGCAACGCCGUCACGCAGCUGCACGAGACGUUUGACUGGGCGGAGCGCAGCCGCAAGGGCCUGCUGCUGCUCAUAGACGAGGCGGACGCGUUCCUGAGCCGCCGCGGCGGCAACCUGUCUGAGGGCAGCCGCGCCGCCAUCAACGCCUUCCUGUACCGCACAGGCAAGGCGUCGCGCGACUUCUGUGUGGUGUUGGCAACCAACCGCCCCUCAGACCUGGACCCCGCAGUCAUCGACCGCACAGACGACGCAAUUGAGUUUGGGCUGCCGGGGGACGCGGAGCGGCACCGGAUACUGCAGGUGUACUUUGAGCAGUACAUCCUCAAGGCCGGCACCGCCGGCGGCGGCGCCGGCGCGGCGGCCGAGCGCGGCCUCUGGGCGCGGCUGGGCGCGGCGCUGCGGGGCCGGAAGGGCGGGCCCGACCGCAUCGCUGUGAAGGAUGUGGGGGACGAGGACCUUUGGUGGGCCGCAGAGCGCACGCAGGGCUUCUCGGGCCGCGAGCUGGCCAAGUGCAUGGCCUCUGUGCAGGCCAUGGCCUAUGGCAGCCACAAUGCGGAGCUCAGCUCCGCCACCUUCCGCCGCCUGGUGGAGGCAAAGGUGGGGGAGCACGGCAAGCGGCGGGCCUUCAUCGACGCCGGCGGCGGCGAUGCACCCUACUAG